CUUAUAUGUUUAUGGCUAUCAUAUAUGCAAUUGAAAAUAAACUUUAUUCUUGCAAGAAUACGGAAAAAUUUGCAUGGUGAUGUUGUAUCUUAUGAAUACAAAAUACCAUCUGAUGGUUUAUUUAAAUACAUAGCAGGUCCAUUGCAAUUAUUUGAGAUACUAAUAUAUCUAAUGUUGUCUAUAAUUCUUUGGCAAGCUUCUACAUAUCAUUAUGUUACUAUUUGGGUCAUACUGAAUCAGGUGGAAUGUGCAUUUUUAUCUCAUCGAUGGUAUUGUAAAACUUUCAAAAAUUAUCCAAAAGAAAGAAAGAUUUUAAUUCCUUAUAUUUGGUAGGAUUUAUUU
Pogonomyrmex barbatus (red harvester ant) is the source of this 342-nucleotide messenger RNA. Its product is annotated as polyprenal reductase-like. Gene Ontology annotation, molecular function: 3-oxo-5-alpha-steroid 4-dehydrogenase activity. The record is from RefSeq and is a predicted model, not a curated record. Gene Ontology annotation, biological process: polyprenol catabolic process; dolichol-linked oligosaccharide biosynthetic process. Gene Ontology annotation, cellular component: endoplasmic reticulum. NCBI's taxonomy places the organism in Eukaryota, Metazoa, Arthropoda, Insecta, Hymenoptera, Formicidae.